AUGUUGGCUUCUGUUCUGGUCACCCUGGCGGGACUCAUCUCCUUGAGCACAGCGGGAUAUGUGCUGGAGGAUGACUACAGCGUAGAUCAAUUCUUUUCCAUGUUUGAUUUUUUCACGGACCCGGAUCCGACGAAUGGGUAUGUGCAAUAUGUGGACCAGAACACUGCACAGCGCGGCGGCCUCAUAAACACCGACAGCGGCGCCGUCUAUAUGGGUGUUGACCAUACAAAUGUUGCGUCUGGUUCCGGCCGUCAAAGCGUCCGCCUGACAAGCAAAAAAUCUUACAACCACGGUCUCAUUAUUCUCGACCUUUCCCAUAUGCCAGGUGGAAUCUGUGGUGCUUGGCCUGCCUUUUGGACUGUCGGACCCAACUGGCCGAAUGCAGGAGAAAUCGACAUCAUCGAGGGUGUCAACUUGCAAACUUCCAAUGCUAUGACCCUACACACCAACGCUGGGUGCAGCAUCUCUAACAACGGCAUGUUUUCAGGCUCGGUAGCCACGUCCAACUGCGAUAUCAAGGCUGCGGGCCAAGCAACCAAUGCGGGCUGCUCAAUCUCGACUCCCAACGACGCCACUUACGGAACAGGAUUCAACGAUGCUGAAGGCGGUGUAUACGCCACUGAAUGGACCUCGUCUGCCAUCAGCAUCUGGUUCUUUUCGCGCUCAGCCAUCCCCUCAGACAUAUCCUCGGGGUCACCCGACCCGGGCAACUGGGGGCAACCUCUGGCUUCGUUUGGCGGAAGCUGCAAUAUCGACGAGUUCUUCAACAACCAGCAGAUCGUCUUUGACACGACCUUUUGCGGCGACUGGGCUGGCAAUGUAUGGGAUUCUGACCCCGUGUGCAAAUCUAAAGCGUCCACCUGCGAGAGCUACGUCCAAAACAACCCAUCGGCGUUCCAAGAUGCGUUCUGGACCGUCAACUCUCUCAAGGUCUUCCAGGGCAGCGGUAGCCAGGGUCCCAACGCCACUGCGCCAUUCCCAUCGUUCUCGUCGCAUGCGCCCACUGCCUCUGUCAGCAUUCCUGGUGCACCGCCAGGACCGCCGCCCGUCGGCCCUACCCAAACGAGCUUCUACUCAGCUCCUACAACGGGUUUCAGUCGUGGUGGUAAUGGCCGCCAUACCAAGACGUUCGGCACUUAUGAAGCCACAGCGGCAAACUUUGUGGCUGUGCCAACUACAGCGUCAGGGGCGGCGGCGUCGUCUGUGGCGUCGUUCGACGGGCAAGUCUCUUCCAUGACAGUUGGACCACCAGUUGUCGCUGUGGUCUCGUCGGACGGCACCGUCAGCGAAGCUCAAGAAUCCGCUGCCUCGCCACCCGCCACCACCCCUACCACUCCGGCCGGGUCUUCGGACAACAACGAGAAGAACAACGCCCCCGCCGCCUCUGCCCCCGUCACAUGUACGACCGUCAGCGCCCUAGGCUACGAGGACUUCCAGAGCUGGGAAGGGGACAAGAAGAGCCGGCGCGAGGCAGGUCCGGAGCCUGGCAUCUUGUCCUCGUCCGUGGAAAUGCUGCCUUUCCUCAAUGAGGCACACGCCAAGCGCCACUUGACUCGGCACGGGCGCCGCGACAUACACCGCCACCUGUUCAGACACGGUGCUGCGGCGGCUGGUCCGGGAAGUGACGAGUGA
Fonsecaea pedrosoi CBS 271.37 is the source of this 1632-nucleotide messenger RNA. RefSeq lists its product as uncharacterized. Lineage: Eukaryota; Fungi; Ascomycota; Eurotiomycetes; Chaetothyriales; Herpotrichiellaceae. Gene Ontology annotation, biological process: glucan catabolic process. The record is from RefSeq and is a predicted model, not a curated record. The coding region runs from base 1 to 1632 and encodes 543 amino acids. Gene Ontology annotation, molecular function: hydrolase activity, hydrolyzing O-glycosyl compounds. The transcript is spliced from 2 exons.